Molecule: messenger RNA, 1454 nt
Organism: Pneumocystis murina B123
Lineage: Eukaryota; Fungi; Ascomycota; Pneumocystomycetes; Pneumocystales; Pneumocystaceae
Product: serine/threonine-protein kinase CBK1
Exons: 5
Coding region: 12-1454 (480 amino acids)
Biological process (GO): peptidyl-serine phosphorylation; intracellular signal transduction
Molecular function (GO): ATP binding; protein serine/threonine kinase activity
Source: RefSeq, a predicted model, not a curated record
ACAAUAACGAGAUGAAUAGAGGAUCGUCAUCAGUCUCAUGUGAUCCUGUUUAUUUUGUCAGAGAUGCAUCUAGUUUUACGAAAACAACACACGAACGAGCAGCAUCUGUUAAAUUAAAACUAGAACAUUUAUAUAAAGUAACAGUUGAACAAACUGUUGAAAGAAAUCAGCGAAGAAUAGACUUUGAGGCAAAAUUAGCGCAAGAUCGUGGUUCAGAGGAAAGAAAAAAGCGUCAACUUAAUUCUUUAGGACAAAAAGAAUCUCAAUUUCUUCGAUUAAGACGUACUAAAUUAUCAUUAAAUGAUUUUCAUACAGUUAAGGUGAUUGGAAAAGGUGCAUUUGGAGAGGUGCGUUUAGUACAAAAAAUUGAUACAGGAAAAAUUUAUGCAAUGAAAACGUUACUUAAGUCAGAAAUGUUUAAGAAAGAUCAAUUGGCACAUGUUAAGGCAGAAAGAGAUGUGUUAGCUGAGUCAGAUUCUCCAUGGGUUGUAUCACUUUAUUAUUCAUUUCAAGAUUCGCAAUAUCUAUAUUUAAUUAUGGAAUUUUUGCCAGGGGGUGAUUUAAUGACUAUGUUGAUCAAAUAUGAUACAUUUUCAGAAGAUGUAACUCGAUUUUAUAUCGCAGAAUGUAUAUUAGCUAUUGAAGCGGUUCAUAAGCUUGGUUUUAUUCAUCGUGAUAUAAAACCUGAUAAUAUUUUGAUUGAUAAAACCGGACAUAUUAAGCUAUCUGAUUUUGGUCUUUCUAUGGGAUUUCAUAAAACUCACGAUAAUGCUUAUUAUCAACGACUUUUUGAAAGCAAAAUAAAUUCAUCUACUUCUUCAACACAAAAUUCAUUGAUGGUUGAUACAAUUUCUUUAACAAUGUCUUCUAAAGAUAAAAUUGCUACAUGGAAGAAAAAUCGAAGAAUUAUGGCCUAUAGUACUGUUGGUACUCCUGAUUAUAUUGCUCCAGAGAUUUUUACACAGCAUGGAUAUGGACAAGAAUGUGAUUGGUGGAGUCUUGGUGCAAUCAUGUUUGAAUGUCUUAUUGGAUGGCCUCCAUUUUGCAGCGAAAAUGCACAUGAAACAUAUCGUAAAAUUAUCAAUUGGAAAGAAAAUCUUUAUUUUCCUGAAGAUUUACAUCUUAGUGCGGAAGCAGAGGAUUUAAUUAGAAAAUUAUUAACAUCGGCGGAUCAACGUCUGGGUCGAUAUGGAGCUAACGAUAUAAAGUUGCAUCCUUUCUUCCGUGGAGUAGAUUGGAAUACUAUACGAGAAAUAAAUGCACCUUUCAUUCCUCAACUUAAAAGUAUUACAGAUACAAGUUAUUUUGAAGAAAUCGAUAACAUUCCUGAUAUUCCUAUGAAUUCCCCACCUAUGUUACAAAAUAAAAUACCAAGUGAUGUUGAUCAAAAUUUAGCUUUUGUAGGCUAUACUUAUAAACGAUUUGAUAUGAUGACACAGAAAGGGAUUUUAUAA